AGGCAACCAAGUGAUCAAAGCGCCAAUUGAGAAGACAAUUAGCGAUGAUGCGAGACCAGAACGAUCUUGCGAUUUGAUUGACAAAGGAGAGAGAUCGACGAGUGAUGCAGAUCUAUACGAAAGAGAUAACUUCAAGUUCAAAGACAAUAGGGAAGAAAUAAGAAGCGCUACCAACAAGAACGUCAAUGGCGAACGGAAAGGAAGUAAUAAAUCGGAAGAUCGCGCGGCGAAAUUGAAUCGCCUCGGAUUGUGCCGGCAUAAAAUAUUAAGACGCAAUAACAACAACCUGAAAGCGCGAAAAUCAAUUAGGAACGAUUCUAACAUCAUCAUCGAUUCUCCAUGUAAUAAAGAGGGAAUCACCGGAACUGACUUCAAAAAUGAAAGGAAGAAUAGCGAUCGCGAACGUGACAAUCAUUUUCGCGACGAACGGAGUAUAAAAUUUUCGGAUCGCAGAGCGGAUUCAGACCUUACGCGAGGAAGCGCUGCUGCGGAUUCUGAUCGGGGAAAUCACACGAAUGAGGCGAGGAAGAGAUUGGAUUUGUGCAUCGCCGAGUUGAACGAGAUCAUCCGCGACGCCUGUGUGAUAUUCGCCGGCGGGAGAAGCGCAGGAACGAGAAGGAACAGCUGAGAGCGCAGUGCGGCACCGGAAUCGGACGGCGGGCGACGCGAGCAACAUCAUUGAACGUUAGUGAGCAAAUUCCCGCGUGGAACUCACGCGAAUAUGCGCGUUUUGUUUCGAGAGAGCUGCGGGGACGAGAAGGAGACGGUCUACAUAAAGUCGGAAGAUGGUUCCAGCGUGGAAGUGGUGAAAUCCGAGACGAUUGAAUCGCGGACUAUUUACGCUCGCUUCGUGUCCUUCAUAAAGGAGGUGUUUCUGCCACAAGGAUAUCCGGAUAGCGUGCAUCCUGAUUAUACAGCGUAUCAGAUAUGGGACACUGUACAGGCUUUUGCGAGCACCAUAAUGGGUACACUCACAACUCAUUCUAUAAUGCAAGGAAUAGGAGUUGGUGAGUCAAGUGCUACACCCUUGGCAGCAGCAAUAACAUGGAUUUUGAAAAGUGGUACUGGUAUGAUUGGGAGUAUAAUGUUUGCAUGGUGGAAUGGAAGUCAACUAGACAGACAGUGCAAGAAAUGGCGACUGUUUGCAGAUAUCCUGAAUGAUGUGGCAAUGGGGAUAGAGUUGCUCGUUCCGUAUUUCUCGUCGUAUUCUGUACAAAUUCUGUGCACGUCGACCGUCAUGAAGUCCGUCGUCGGUGUAGCUGGUGGAGCUACAAGAGCAGCGUUGACUCAACACCAGGCGAUACGUAAUAAUCUGGCAGAUGUUUCCGCAAAGGACGGCAGUCAAGAGACGUGUGUGAAUCUGAUCGCGUCAUUCUUGGGAAUCUUCGUACUAUCUUUGUUCCAUGAUGGACGAUACUUAAUAGAAUUAUAUCUCUUCCUGGUGGCAGUCCAUCUCUAUGCAAAUUAUUCGGCGGUUAAAGCACUAUGUUUAGAUAUGCUCAAUGAAGACCGUUUGGCUUUGAUAAUUAAAGAUUACAUGAUAAACGAACGAAUCUCCGAGCCGCCAAAAAUCAAUAGAGAAGAAUCUGUAUUUCUACUUGGAAAUCCUUCGAAAAGAGUGUGCGGUUUUGACAUAAAGAUUGGUGCCUCGUUUGCAAGUAUCCUUAAGAGAAAUGUAAUUUCGUUCAUGGAGAUGGAAUUCUUGUUGAAAUUCUUCGAGGAUAGGAAAUAUGUAAUAACGAUAGAUGUUAAAGCAAGAACUAUAUUUAUAAUUCUGAAAAAGGGUAUAAAACCUAUCGAAGUGUUGGAAGGAUACUUUUACGCUUCUAUGUGUGGCCUUUACAUCUGUAUGAUGAAACAAAUACCGAUUGACUUGCUGUUGUAUUCUGAAACGUCUGAGCCAUCGUAUCCACUAUUGAACAUGUACAUUCUCCGAAAGAAGUUCACAAAUCCAAAUAGUAAUGUACAGUUGUCGUUAGCUAUUCAAAGUAUCUGUAUCACAGAUCUGAUUGUCUCUAAUGAGUACAAAGCGUUCAUUGGCAGUCUGGAGACGAACGGGUGGAUAACGGAAACAAAUUUACUGGCGGUUGACGUAUGGAAAUUGUGUACAGAAAUCACCGAAUAACGAGAAUAAUUGUUAAAAUGUACUGCAUAUUAAAACAAGAUUUCUUCCACGAGGCUUUGAUCAGAAAAUCAUACUUAUUACGAUACAAGCAAUAAAAGAAUAAGUCCACUGUGCUAGGUAGA
Messenger RNA from Odontomachus brunneus, 2247 nucleotides. RefSeq names its product RUS1 family protein C16orf58. The transcript is spliced from 10 exons. The record is from RefSeq and is a predicted model, not a curated record. Lineage: Eukaryota; Metazoa; Arthropoda; Insecta; Hymenoptera; Formicidae. Bases 722 to 2125 code for a protein of 467 amino acids.